GCCAUUACGGGAAUUUAGUGCUCGCGUUUACAACAGGCGGAGCUGCGGGUAUAUUUAAGGGCGUUGCACAGGCUCCAUCCCGGUGGAUUAUGAUGACGGAAAGUUCUUGUCGUCUACCCAAAGGAGGUGCGCUCCGACUCUGUCACUACCGCCUCAGUCUAACAGAGGAAAACAAAAUCCCAUUCUGCUGAGAUUCCUUUGGACAUGUGUGAGAGCUUCUGUGACAAUGAUCAUUUGGGAUAUGGAGACCCCAAAGAAAUCACAGUUUGAAGAUGCUGACUUCCCUGCUACCGUCAAGUCUCUUUUUUCCACUCAUUCUACACCUAUUGCCAAACUCAGUGGUAAAAUUACAUGGUUGCGACCACAGGAAAUUUCCAAAUCGCCUCAGUUGUUCCCUGAAAAACUGCAGGAUGGACAGAUCAAGCAAGGUCUUUUGGGGGAUUGCUGGUUCUUAUGUGCUUGUGAAGCCUUGCAUAAAAACAAAUUGUUAUUAGAAAAGGUGAUACCCCCAGGCCAGGAUUCAUGGAUACAAUCAGGAUGUUUAAGAUGUAGAUUUUGGAAGUUUGGGCAAUGGGUUGAAGUUAUAAUAGACAAUCGGUUGCCGUGUAUCAGUCGCAGGCUCUGUUUUUCUCGUUGUCGCUCUGAAGAGGUGUUUUGGUUACCAUUAUUGGAAAAAGCAUAUGCCAAACUCCAUGGUUGCUAUGAAAUGCUUUGGGCUGGACAAGUGGCUGAAGCUCUGGUGGACAUCACAGGAGGCCUGGCUGAUCGAUGGACUCUAAAGAAUUAUAGAAAAAACAAUGAGAAGAAUGACCAUGUCAGCUUCUCUGAGAAAUCAAAAUUCGAGGUGAUGAAGGAUUUGAAAGAUAAAAGCUUUAUAAGCUGCUCCGUUCAUGGGUCCACCAAAGGAUCCUAUGAACGUGCAGAAUUUCAUGCCUUCAGUGUCACUGAUGUGAAGCAAAUUGUCGGACUCGUAGGUGAUUAUAUCAAUUUGCUAAGGAUAAGAAACAUGUGGAAUAGAAGAUGUUGGAAUGGCUCCUGGCAGGAAGGGAGUGAUGGUUGGAACAAAGUUGAUGUAGUUGUGGCUGCACAGUUGAUGUCCUUGGCAGAAGAGGGAGAGUUCUGGGUAGAAGAGCAAGAGUUUUUCAGGGAGUUUGAUGAGAUGACAGUUGGUUAUCCAAUAAAUACAGAGGGACACAUCCUCAGUCUUUUAACAGGUAAAAGUUUAUGCCAUACACUGCAAAUUUCAGGAGGCUGGGUCAAAGGUCAAUCUGCUGGUGGUUGCCGCAAUAACAGCAGUUUCUGCAGUAAUCCUAAAUUCUGGCUGCGAAUUCUGGAUCCAGGUGAAAUAGUUAUCACAAUUUUACAAAAAAAACUUGAUUCAAGCACUAAAAAUGGCAAGACUUGUCGGGCUCGGGAUGCUUCUAUGCAUUGUCCUGAUAACGAAAGGCCCACCACUGAUGCCCUCCAACAGAAGCGUUACCGUGCAAUAGGACUACAUGUGUGGAAGGUGGAGAAAAAACGAUUUAAUUUGCAGAAAACUGUUGCCAAACCACCCACCAUUUCAACUGAAUGCCAUACGUAUGACAGAGAAGUAAAGUUGCAUUGUGACCUUACACCUGGCUACUAUCUAGUCAUCCCCAGUACGUUCAUGAAAGAUGAAGAUGGAGAAUUUCUACUACGCGCGUUUUCAACAUCUAAAAUUUCACUGAGUGCAGUGAAAGCAGCUCAUCCACUUACCAAGUUUGAGGAAAGUGGUGAAGGGGAGUGGGAGAUAAUACAUUUCACAGAUUCAUGGAUCAAAGGAAAGAGUGCAGGUGGAAGCAGAAACUUUCAAACAUACAGCACUAAUCCACGUUUGCCGUUCUCCAUCCUCUCCAAUACUGGCACUGGGAACGUUAGAAUAACACUCUGCCAGGAAAAUUGCGAUGGACAGUUUCUGCCAAUAGGAUUCCAUGUUUAUCAGGUCCACAACAGUAAGAAUGUAAAUCAAGCUUCUUGUCAGCUUGUGGAUCCAGUGGUGACUUGUGUGCCUCAUCGAUACACACAGGAAGUAACCCAACUUUGCAGUCUGACAGAAGGAAAUUAUGUGAUCAUUCCUUCCACAUAUCUGCCUGAUAGUGAAGCACAAUUCACAGUCACUGUAGAAAUAAAAAUAGACAGGAAGCCAUUCCAAUGUCAGGAGAACUUAGGACAAAUAAUCAAUGAGGUCUCCUAUACCUCAGUGAUGCAGAGGUAGGAUACCGAUUCCAAACCCCACAAGCGCCUGCCUGAAAACAAUAAAAAAUCAGAAGAGAGUCAUUCUGGAGACAUUCACGCUGUACAAUUUUCACAUCACAAUGCCCAACCCCCUUUGCAUUAAUAAAAUGUGACAGGACUCGUCAUUGUAAAUAAGCAAUUCUGCUUUAAGCAAGCUGGCAAUGUGCUUCUUGCGCAGGAGAAAGAACAAAAGCUGCCCCAGAAGUGGACGCUACUUCAAAGAGUUAGCAGCUCUGCACGCAGUAAUGGACAAAGAGCCGAUCAGUCUCCUGCUGCUUUGAUGUUAUUGAAGGUAAAUGAGAAUGACAUUUAAAUUCAGUUUGUACUUUCAGCACACACUGUAUUACACAGUUCACUGAAUUUUAAAGCUGCUGUGUUGUGACCUCCUCUGGGCUGGAUUUUUCCAUCAUUUUAGCAAAACUGGAACUUGGGCUGUUGUUCAUUGAUGCCAUUUUUUUUUUCUCCUAAUUUGUUUGACAUUGGAUUGCAUUAAGGUAGAAUAUGAACAAAAAAGGUACAGUGCCUUUUAGUGCAUGAACAGCCUUGCAUUAUUCUUUCCAGUGUGAGCAAAUUCUGUUGUGGUUAGAUACCAAUCAAUAACAAAAUAUUCAUUAUUUGGUUUUUAAUUCCAUGUCCACAUAGUGAGAAUAUUUGGAUUUGUUCAUUGAACACUGGACAAGUGACCUCCUGCAGUACGUUGCACGUCUUAAUAAUGUAUCAUCUCUACUGGUGCAGACUUAGUACUGGCAAACACUAUUUAACUUGUGUAUUUCUAAUAAAUAAAUUGCAGUAGAAAAUAUUAAGUACAAUAAAUGUAUUCCCAAUGUAGGUAUAGAGUUUCUACAUUGUAAAAAUGCCAAACUGUAUCAAUUUUUGAUCCAGUUUUAAGUGAAUUUUUCAGUAAGCUGAUCUGAGUAGGUUUCUCUGUACAAAUAUUAACCCUUGGCUUUCAAGCUUGCUAGCCUUACUCUUUAUUCGUUAAAAUGAAUGGGAGAAACAUGGGUUGCUGAGCACAGGAGAAUGCUCGUUUCAAUGCAUUUUCUAAAUUGAUUCCGCUCUUUCUAAUAUAUUUUAGUGACAAAAUAAUUUACCCCACUUAUGUAAUCUAAAAGUACAAAGUUAGUGCAAAUUAAACCUUUCAAAGUAGCAUAAUUUUAUUCCUGUCUUUUGUAAGUAAUAUGAAUUUGCUUUCUUAUUUGAAGUAUAAAGCCAUCCCAACUAUUCCUAAAAGUAACAUUUAUUCUUUAUUGUUAGUUCCAUGUGUACCUUUAGGAGUAUGUUAAUGAAGUGCUACAUUUAACAACUGAAUAUUUUACAUCUUAGUUUUUUUUUUAAAGAGGUAAUCAAGUACUACUGUCCAAAGAUUGAACAACUUUCUAAUUUUACAACAUCUGAAAUUGUCAUGUUAAAUUAUAUUUAUUAAACUGUUAGUAUUUGAGUAAAUCUGCAAACAAUAAACCUAAGAAAUUUCCAAUGGAUUCCUGUCACAACAUUUGGAAGACAGGCAGAAAAACCUGCAUCAGUGAGGGUACUAGUCCAGAGUUUGCUUUUUUAAUGAUAAUGCAACUUUCAGGUUUUGAGAUGUGUCGUCAUCAAUCUGUAAAAUGUCCACCAACUCCUGGAGGUUGCUUAAGAGCAGGUUUUGAGAUGUGUCGUCAUCAAUCUGUAAAAUGUCCACCAACUCCUGGAGGUUGCUUAAGAGCAGUUAAAUGUGCAAACCCAAAAAUUGUUAUAAAUGAUACCAUUUCCUCCAAAAAUAAUUGCUUGUAGUUUCUUGUCAGAUGCAAUCAAUUCAAUGAUUAGAUGUAAACAUUUUGUUUACAUGAUUUUCUCAUAAAAUGUUAAACUUUGAGAUAUAAUUGAGUUUCUAAAUGGUACGUCCAGGCAUUAUUACUGCUGAGCAAACUACAUCCUCUGGGCCUGAAAAUUUAGAUGUGUAAUUUCAUUCCCUUGUAAAAACAUUUCCAAACUAAGCAAUUUUAACAAAGAUUAAUUUGUGUUAUUA
This is a messenger RNA of Pristis pectinata (smalltooth sawfish), 4261 nucleotides long. It is a transcript of the gene capn10, whose product is annotated as calpain 10. The transcript is spliced from 13 exons. The record is from RefSeq and is a predicted model, not a curated record. Lineage: Eukaryota; Metazoa; Chordata; Chondrichthyes; Rhinopristiformes; Pristidae. Gene Ontology annotation, cellular component: cytoplasm. Gene Ontology annotation, molecular function: calcium-dependent cysteine-type endopeptidase activity. Gene Ontology annotation, biological process: proteolysis. Bases 227 to 2236 code for a protein of 669 amino acids.